Molecule: messenger RNA, 1066 nt
Organism: Ceratosolen solmsi marchali
Lineage: Eukaryota; Metazoa; Arthropoda; Insecta; Hymenoptera; Agaonidae
Product: transmembrane protein 192
Exons: 5
Coding region: 135-947 (270 amino acids)
Cellular component (GO): lysosomal membrane; late endosome
Source: RefSeq, a predicted model, not a curated record
GAUUUGUUAUUCCAAUAAUUUUUUAAUAACAGUAAAAUGGAUAUUAUUUAUUUGUAAACGUUUUCACUUAACCAGAAUCUGUCUCGUAUUUUUUUUUAUUCCAGUUAUAAGUUCUUACAUUAAUUGGGCCGGGAAUGGUCAGUUUGACUCGUCACUUAAAUACUUCUGGAAGUUUUCAAGGUGCUGUAUUUUUUGAUGCAUCAUUAAAUAUGGAUGAUGAAGAGUAUCUUCAACCAGUUUUAAUUUCUCAUGAACAAGAAAGUUUUCAAAAAUUAGAUACAAUUCAUAUUGUAUUUGUACCCCUUAUUUUUGGAGUUGCUUUAGAGCUUACUGGCAUAAUAUUAGUUUCCAUUUGGCCAGGAGAACAAACGAAAUGUAAUAUUUACUUUGUAAUGCUUUAUCUUCAUUGUGCGUAUUGGCUACUUAUUAUGAUAGUAGAUCAUUUAAUUAAAGCAAGACAUCAUACCCUCAGAAUAUGUGGUUAUCUAGACUUUUAUCAGUCAACUUAUCAACAUAUUAGAACACCUUUUUUUAUUGUAUCUUUAUGGAAUACAUGUUAUUUAUUAUUAUCAGUUAUUCUGCAUCAUACCCAUAAGAAUAAUUAUGACAGCUAUUGUCAAAGUUCUCAAUUUAUGCCUGUAAAUUACGUGUUGGUAUUAACAACUUUUGAAUUAAUGAUAAUUAUACCAGUUUAUAUAAAUUAUAUUAAAAGAGUCAUGAGAUUUAAUAGAACAAAGCCACCACCAGAUGUUACUAGAGAGGAAUGGGUAAUGUCAUUUACUCAAGAUUCAUAUACUGGGGAAGUAGGAUUUCAUCAAAGAGGAUUAAAUUUAGCUGAGUUGCUUGAAAAACAAGCAGAUUUAAUCAGAUAUUUAAGAGACCAUAAUGUUAAAUUAAGCCAUAGAAUGAUGCUUCUGGCAUCACAACGUAGAACUGUACAAUCUUAAAUUCUUCCUAUUUAAAAAAUUAAUAUACGAUGAGUGAAAUAUGUGGAUAAUGAAAGUGAUUACCAUAUGAACUUCUGAUCAAUUUGUAUAAUAAUUGAGCUGUGAGACUAAUUAGAAUU